UAUUUAGCUCUGUCCAAACGUAGAACAAAGAAACUGCAGUAAAAGACAAUUACUUUUAAGCCCUUGAAAAAAAAAAAACUACACUGAUAUUCAAACUUGAAAUUUCCGGAGAUUGCAGUGCGAUGAGCUAAGAAGGUUUUAGGACCAGACGAAAGAAAUUGCAGGCAUUUAUCAGAAUCAAUGUUGUGUAGACUAAAAUUACAGGUAGCUGACCUCAGCCUCACCUCCAUCGAUCUCGCGUACCCUACUAACAAUAACAUCCGCCCACCCCGUCGCUUCAGUAAUCCCCGCCUGCCGCUUCGCCCCUUCGCUUCUCUCUCCGUUCGAUCAGAGUACGGUUCAGCUUCACCAUCAUCAUCGUCAUCGUUCUCAUCUGAGCCGCCGGUUUCUACUCACUAUGUCUCCUCCGUGGGGUCCUCCUCUCUCCAGCUCUCUCAAUGGACCCUCACCAACCGCCACAUCCUCGUGCUCAACGUCAUCGCUUGCGCUGUGGCAGUUUCGGCAACUUGGCUUUUUUUCUCUGCAAUCCCCACUCUUUUGGCUUUCAAGAGAGCAGCAGAGUCACUAGAGAAGCUAAUGGAUGCCACCAGGGAAGAGCUUCCUGAUACAAUGGCUGCUGUUCGGUUGUCAGGCAUGGAGAUUAGUGACUUAACAAUGGAGCUCAGUGAUUUGGGGCAAGAGAUUACUCGAGGUGUUAGAAGCUCAACUAGCGGUGUUCGCUUAGCUGAGGAGAGAUUGCGUUGGUUAACAAACAUUUCUCCAUCAGCCUCGGUGCAGGUGGUAGCCAAUCAGAAAACUGAGGUAUCAGGGCCAGUGAUAGCUCGAACUGCAAGAAGCAUGCGGCAGGGAAUUGUAAAGGGUCGUGCCGUAUUGAAAAUAUUUUUCACUCUUACCCAAUUUUCUAGGAUGGCUAUAAACUAUUUUGCCAGCCGACAUAAGCGGUAGAGCCAUGGAGUCAAGCUCUGUGGUGAGCAAGAUUGGAUCUGUCUUCUGUACAUGUGUCGUGUCUGAAUUUUGUCAUCUUGUUUUUGUGUUUUGCUGUGUUAAUUUAUGGAGUGGAUCGAGUUUGGGUUCUUUGCUUUCUGUUUCAGUUGAUUGCAGUCAAAGCAUCAUUCCUUUGCUGAAAUACAUACAUCAUGAGAAAAUUUUUGUUUUGGCCAGUCGACGUGCUAUCCUCUUGUCAAUCAAAUGACAAGUUCAGCUUGAGAUCUUUGGCUUCCA
Theobroma cacao (cacao) is the source of this 1221-nucleotide messenger RNA. RefSeq lists its product as uncharacterized. The record is from RefSeq and is a predicted model, not a curated record. Lineage: Eukaryota; Viridiplantae; Streptophyta; Magnoliopsida; Malvales; Malvaceae.